Messenger RNA from Aspergillus affinis, 600 nucleotides. RefSeq lists its product as uncharacterized. The transcript is spliced from 3 exons. The coding region runs from base 1 to 600 and encodes 199 amino acids. The record is from RefSeq and is a predicted model, not a curated record. Lineage: Eukaryota; Fungi; Ascomycota; Eurotiomycetes; Eurotiales; Aspergillaceae.
AUGUUGCCCAUUCUUCUCCUCUCUACCCUGGUGGCCUCGGCAACGGCCGCCAGCAACUUCACUUUCCCCGAGGGAUUUGACUUGAACAAGGUUGACUCGUCGGAACGAGCUUCCUGGUGUGUUGCGGAGCGGAACGCCUGCCCUAAGAUCUGCGGCGGAGUCUCCAACGCCAACUCUUGUGAUCCUUCCAAUCUGGAUUUCACCUGUACUUGCGGCAAUGGCUCUGCCGCCAACGUUGCGCUCUACCAGCAGACCGUGCCUUACUUCGUUUGCCAGGCGAACUUCGCGCAGUGCAUCGAGCGCUCCCCGAGUCUGGACGACCAAGAGAAGUGUAAGGACGCUCGCAGCCAGUGCGGCUCGCUGAAUGCCUCCGAGUCGUCGUCCUCGUCCUCGAAGACGACCUCUGCUACCUCCUUGCCCACCUCGACCGGUUCAUCCGACAGCUCCGACGAUGACGAUGAGUCCAGCACCGCGACUGCCACCAGCUCCAGCACUGCAAGCAGCGCUUCGGCCACCAAUGCCGCCGUGCGCAUGGCCCAGGACCAUGCGACGGGCGUGCUGGCGACGGUCUUCUUCCUGGCGCUUCGCAUCGCACUGUGA